Protopolystoma xenopodis is the source of this 300-nucleotide messenger RNA. NCBI's taxonomy places the organism in Eukaryota, Metazoa, Platyhelminthes, Monogenea, Polystomatidea, Polystomatidae. The record is from the annotation of a GenBank genome assembly.
AUGGAAGUUAUUAACUGGCCCAGAGAUUGCAAGUUGCUCGGCUCAAUCGGCAACGUCGAUUAUGCAAAAACGCCUAAAGCAGCAACUGUCUAUGCGACCAGAGGUGAAAAUAACCCGGGCUCAUGCACGCUUUAUCCAGUCAUCCGGCGCAUUCUUCACGUCGCAAGGAAGAGCGUCUCGGUCUGCCAAGGCAGCCUACUUGCCCCAGGCCAGAAGUCCGACGGCUUUAUGAUGUCUACACAGGAAUAUUUCGCAAAUGUGAGCCGAAAAAAUCGGUGUUCAAAGCUUAACAGACAAUAA